GACGACUACAGUUGAUCUGCUGCUUCCAGAAAUUGGCUGCUUCGUAAUGGCGCAAACUCAUGAUGUGUUUGCUGACUUAUUUGCUUCCACGAAAAAAAAGGAUCUUUCCAAGUUAUCGCUAGCUGAACGUCAAAGGUUGCAACAGUCCUCAGCUUCUCUGAACAACGCCAAUUCAGGUCCUAAUAACAGUAACAAUAGCAAUUGGUCUGGUCUAGAUCUAUUGGAUUCGUUUUUGAAUAAUAAUUCUUCUUCUUUUGCCAACUUGGGAUAUUCAAACAACAAUGCUUUCAAUAACAAUACUAGCAACUCUAAUGUCAAUCAGAACGAUAGCUCCUCCAAUAUUGAUGAUCUUGAUGACUUAUUUGCUGUUUUUGAUACUCCACCUGUGCCCAAAUCUUUAGCAAACUUAAAUGCUUCAAUCAAAUAUCAACCUCAAGAUCAGAUAAAUUUUGCAUCUUCUCCCACGUCAGAUUUUUCUGCAAACCACAAUAACGUUCUUAAUACAACUGUAUUAAAUCGCUUUCCAGAAUCUUUUUCAAAUGUAAGAUCUAAUAAUAAUUACAGUGACGAUGAUAAUAUUUUAAUAGAUUCUUUUCAGCAAUUAAAAUCAGACGACUAUGAAGAUCAUAAAAUUCAUCCAUAUUCAAAAAAUUACAAAAAAAACAAUAAUAACAAUAAUAAUCAUAGUGUGUUUCUUGAUUACGAGCCAAAAAAUUACCAAUCUCAACCUCGAAAUCAAAUUUUAAAUCAACACCAUACAAGAAAUGAUAAUUUUAAUGAUUUAUUUGACGAUUUAUCUACCCCUGAUUUAGUCUCAACUGCCACUAAUUUAUUCAACAAAAGUAAAAAUAUUAUAUCAAAAAACAUUGAAAAAUAUCAGGCUCAUUAUAACUCAGAAAUAACUGGGAAACCAGCUUGGAUGUUUCAACAACAAAAAUAUAUGAAUCAAAAUAAAAACUCAAAUGGUUUUAAAAAUACUUCUUUGCCAAAUUUACCACCAAUGGAUAACCCCAAUUACUCUACAAACUCUUCUACUUCUCCAAAAUUAAGACAAUUUAAAACUGGAAGAUCCUCAAAUAACAGCAGUGUUAAUCUUGAUAAUUCUCAUUCAUCGAAUAGUUCCAAUAAUUCAACCCCUAAAGCGCAUACUAGCCAACAAUUUCUUUCAAGACAAUACCAAAACCAAUCUUCUUCUUUAGUGGAUAUAAAUUCAUAUUCAAAUGAGCAAUCAAUAUAUGUUUCACCAGCAAGAAGAAGAAAACAACAAACAGAUUUUCCCACUCAUAAUUCUACUAGACCAUUAUCUGCUCAAAAUUAUAAUUUGAAAAAUAAAACUAGCAAAAAUCAAACUCGUAAAUUUCAAAAUGUUCAAAUUACUUCAGAGUCUAAAUUAAAAUUUAAUAAUUAUAGAAAUCUUGGAACAGAUUUCUUCAAAAAAGGUGAUUUCACUUCUGCAUUAACUAAUUUUGAACUUGCUUUGAACUCUUUACCUAAGAAUCAUUUACUCAUGGUUAUCGCUUAUUCAAAUCUAUCUUCAUGCAAUUUGAAACUUGGAAACUCAAAAAAAUCUUUAGAAAACAUUGAAAAUGCUCUAUCAAUAAUUGGUCCGGUUAGCACAAGUUCUUCACCGGAAUUUCUUGAAUCUGAGAUUGAAACUGGUAAAACAAUAAAGGAAUUUUGGUCAAAAUUAUGUUUAAAAAAGGCAAAUUCCUUGGAACAUUUGGAAAAAUACAAAGAUGCACUAUCCGUUUAUUUGAUAUUGAUUGCAAAUGGUGUAAGUUCAAAAAAUAUUAUGGAUGGCAAAAAUCGUUGCCAAAAUGCAUUAAAUCCAAAACCAAAACCAAAACCAAAACCCCAAAGUUACCCAUCAAAUAAUUUGAGAAAACAAACUGGAUUUCAACCUAAUAAAAAUACAAAUUUGUAUUCAAAUAAACCUUCUAAAGCCGUUAAAAACAUUCAAAGAGAAGCAUUUAUUAAGGAAAAGGAAGAAAAUGAGAAAUUUUUAUUAUAUGAUUCAAUUGAACUUAAAAUCAAUUCUUGGAAAAAUGGUAAAGAAGAUAAUCUUAGAGCAUUAUUAGCAUCCUUGGAUUUGAUUUUAUGGCCCGAGGCAAAUUGGAAAAAAAUAUCAAUUGCAGAUUUAGUUUUAGAUAAAAAAGUUAAGAUUUUUUAUCUAAAGGCCGUAGCUAAAACUCAUCCUGAUAAAAUAAAUAAAAAUGCAACUACUGAGCAAAAAUUAAUAGCUCAAAAUGUUUUUGUUAUUUUGAAUAAAGCCUGGGAUAUUUUCAAAGAAAAAAAUGGUAUACAGUAAUAUAUUUGGGCUGAACUUUAAUAAUUGUUAUAAUGUUAUAAUGUUUUAAUUUUUUUUUUCUUUUUUUUUUUAUCAAAAUUUA
Molecule: messenger RNA, 2390 nt
Organism: Ascoidea rubescens DSM 1968
Lineage: Eukaryota; Fungi; Ascomycota; Saccharomycetes; Ascoideales; Ascoideaceae
Gene: SWA2
Product: auxilin-like protein SWA2
Exons: 1
Coding region: 47-2308 (753 amino acids)
Biological process (GO): clathrin-dependent endocytosis; clathrin coat disassembly
Cellular component (GO): vesicle; intracellular membrane-bounded organelle; cytoplasm
Molecular function (GO): clathrin binding
Source: RefSeq, a predicted model, not a curated record